This is a messenger RNA of Paramecium octaurelia, 447 nucleotides long. NCBI's taxonomy places the organism in Eukaryota, Ciliophora, Oligohymenophorea, Peniculida, Parameciidae. The record is from the annotation of a GenBank genome assembly.
AUUAUGUCCACUAGUAACAACUAAACAGGAGAACAAAAAACAAUGGCUAUUUUUUAAACAACUCAUGAAAUCAAGUUUAAUGAACCCAAAAAUAACGAAAGACAAUAGAAAUAAAAUGAAAUUUUAUCUAAAAUAGAUUAAAACAUUAAAGAAUACAUCGAAUUAUCAUUUGAAAAUUGCAAUUAAGAUUGUUAAAAAAAAAUUGCAGAAGUACAAAAGAAUAUUAAAGAUGUUUUAAUAUAACAUUCAUUAGGACAAAAUAAUUGGAAUCCAUCGUAAAAAAACCCCUAAUUCUGUUAAGGACCUCGUCUAUAGGUAUCAAAUUAAAUUAUUAAUAAUGGCAAAUUCCCCUAAAGUAGGAAUUAUACUCAGCAAUAAACAACUAACAUGAAUAAUUUUAAUUCAGGAUAAUGAUGAGUAUUAACAUCGAUUAUGUUAUUAAUGCAC